GAGGUAUUUAUCUAUGCAGUAAUUUAAAAAAAAUACAUAAAUUUAGCUUUUGAAUUAAACGUGUAAUUUUAUGACUUUCAGUGCCAAGUUAUGGCUGGCAGCUUGCUAUAGAACAGACUUGUUUUCGAUACCUAGAGAACAACUAACCAGGAACUAGAAGCUCUGUGAGUACCAUUUUGAUGAGAAGUUUUAUAGUGCAGGGCCCUCAAGAAAGCGUUUGUUACCUAACGCGUUACCAACAUUAUUUCCUAAUCCCACAAAAAGGACUUGUGAAGGUGAACAGCUUGAGGAAGGACCGCCAAAAAAAGUCUCAAAGGAAAAGGACAUAAAAAUUCUAUCAGAUAUUUUAAUACAGCCUGCAAUUAUGAAACCAGCAACGUUGGCCCAGCAAAGUAUUGCCGAAAAAAAUUCUCCUUAUGACAGAACUAAGACGCCUGAAAAACACCCAUUAUUGGAUAUUUUUUCUGGCCCAAGCACUUCACAUUAUUCAGUGUGCGAGCCCCUCGGCAACCUCCUAUCUAUCGAAAUAGAUAAACAGUCCGAGAAUUCUCCACCAGGCCUUCUUUCUCCGUCAGCUUCUACUCAGACUUCUUCUCAGCUGAGUAGUAACACUCCCCGAAAGCGAAAACUUCGACUGCAAAUUAAAAAAAUGAGAAAGUUUGGUGUAACUGCUAAAGCACGCCAAAAAGAAGAUCCUGAUGUAAGAGAUUUUAACAGGUUAUGUGACAAAUUUCUAAGUAAACCUUUGGCAUGUGUUAUUAAAACUCAUGUGGCACUAAAGGGCAAGAGACGCAAAUCUCAUAGAUUUUCUAUGGAAUUAAAACAAUUUGCCUUAACAUUUCAUUUUUUAAGCCCCAAGGCAUAUAAAUUCAUAGGUAGUUUGCUUACUCUACCAACAAAAAGAAGUUUGCAUAGAAUUACAGAAAAUAUUUCUUGCCAGCCUGGUAUUAAUAAUGCAGUUUUAUAUAAAGCUCUUCAAAUCAAACUUAACACCCUGCUUGAGCAAGAUAAGCAUUGCAUUUUGUGCAUUGAUGAAAUAUCUUUAAAGGCUAAUAUUGCUUUUAACGUUACACAAGAUAGAAUUGUGGGAUUUGCAGAUCUUGGUGAACAAACCGAAGAACCAUUUAUUUGUAAAAAUGCGUUAGUUAUUAUGGCUAGAGGAUUAUAUUCUUCCUGUAAGCAGCCUUUAGCGUAUUUUUUAGUAGGUUCACAAUUAAAAGCCUCCAAAUUAAAAACUAUUAUGGGGGAGCUUAUUCCUAAAUUACUGGAAAUUGGACUUAAAAUAGAAAGUAUUGCUAGUGAUAUGGGGUCAAAUUUUAUUAAACUUUCUAAAUUGUUAGGUGUGACACAUGAAAACCCAGAAUUUCAAUUCGGAGACCAAAACUUGUUAUAUAUUUUUGAUCCAUGUCAUCUAGUCAAAGCAACAAGAAAUAAUCUAUUUAAUCAUUCAUUUCACUUUGACGAAAAAAAAACAUCAUGGACUUUCAUAAAUGAUUUCUAUCGUGCAGAUAAACAACAGUUUUAUAGAUGUGCCCCAAAGUUGACAGAUUCCCAUAUAUGUCCCUCAGCAUUUGAAAAAAUGAAAGCAGGUCUCGCUAGCCAAGUUCUUAGCCAUACUGUGGCAAGUGGGAUGAAUACUUAUGUAACUGUAGGUGCACUCCCUGCCGAUGCAUUUGGAACCAUAGAGGUAAUUGAGAAAUUCAAUAACCUCUUUGAUUUAUUAAACUCAAUAUCCUUGGGAGAUCCUUGUAAAUUUAAAAAUGUUUAUGAUGGAUCACCAUACCAAAUAGAAUUUUUCCAUGAGAUGUUACUUUUUUUAAACAAAUUAAAAAUUUGUAACUCUAAAGCAAUAAAGAUAUCACAAAUUCUGUGAAAUUUCGUAAUUGCUGGAUGGUUACAAUCAGAAGCACGAUAAAAAUAUGGGAAAAAUUAUCAACAUUGGGUUACAAGUAUCUCAAGACUAGGAGGUUAAAUACAGAUUGUAUCGAAAACUUCUUUGGUGCUGUAAGGCAGCAAAGUGGGAAUAAUGUUAAUCCAACACCACUGCAAUUCCAAAGAGCGUUUAAAAAGCUGUUCUGUCAGAAUUACUUACAUUCGGAAAGAAUGAAUUGUAAAAAUGAUUUGGAUAGUAUAUUGAUGAACGUCAAAUCCAUCAAUAUACCCGAAAUUUUCAAUGAAAAAAAAUUUGAAGUUGCAAAAGGUAUUGCACUUCAAAACUAUAGUUAUAGGACCGACCAUAUUCCCACAGAAAAUGCCUUUCGGUAUGUUUGUGGCUAUAUUAUGAAAAGAGCACUUGAAGUUCAUAUUAACUGUGAUACCUGCACCAAUUUCGGCAAAAUGUGUGAUGAAAUGGAUAUAAAUAGAUUAUUUUUUCAUUUUAAGGCUUAUAAUUCCAGUAUAUGUAACUUUGGUGGCUUACAAUCUCCUCCAGAAGAGUUUAUUUCAUAUAUAUUUAAAUUAGAGGAAAUAUUCAAUUGUAAUUUUGAGAAAAUGUGCAUAAACCAGGGAAUAUCUAACAAUUUAUUUAACAUAAUGAAAACUAUUAAUUAUGAACACCCUUGUGCACAUUUUCCAAAAACCUUUAUCUUAAAAUUAUUUAUAAGGUUGAAAAUAUUUUACACCAUUAAAUAUAAUAAUAGGGUCUUAAAAACAAAUAAAGAUAAAAAUGUUCGAAAACUAAAAAUUUUGCGGAAU
Anthonomus grandis grandis is the source of this 2694-nucleotide messenger RNA. RefSeq lists its product as uncharacterized. The transcript has 3 exons. NCBI's taxonomy places the organism in Eukaryota, Metazoa, Arthropoda, Insecta, Coleoptera, Curculionidae. The coding region runs from base 365 to 1873 and encodes 502 amino acids. The record is from RefSeq and is a predicted model, not a curated record.